Messenger RNA from Trematomus bernacchii (emerald rockcod), 2475 nucleotides. It is a transcript of the gene abcf3, whose product is annotated as ATP-binding cassette, sub-family F (GCN20), member 3. NCBI's taxonomy places the organism in Eukaryota, Metazoa, Chordata, Actinopteri, Perciformes, Nototheniidae. Gene Ontology annotation, molecular function: ATP hydrolysis activity; ATP binding. The coding region runs from base 28 to 2163 and encodes 711 amino acids. The record is from RefSeq and is a predicted model, not a curated record. The transcript has 21 exons.
GUGGCGGCAGUGUCGGGGCCGGGUAUCAUGGCGACGUACGUGGACAUCCUAAGGAGCGAGUUUCCUCACAUCGACACGGAGGUCUUCGACUACAUUAAAGGUGUGUUGGAGAGCUGCGGGCCAGACUUCGAGGAUGGGGAGGAAGUGUUCGACGCGGUGGGAGGAGUCCUGCAGGAAGUCUGCACCGACAAUAAAAACGAGGACGACGUCAAAGAGAUCUGCUACCAGAUGUUCAACACUCUCAAACUGAAUAACCAUCAUGGGAAUCACAGGCAGGUUCUGCUGGAUGCUCCCGUUCAGCUCUCUCAAAUCUCUGCAGACAGCGUGUGUGCAGCAGAGGACGUGCAGGGCAUCUGGAUGAUGAAGCGCGGUCAGAACACAACGGUCAACGCUAAGAAGCUGGAGAAGGCCGAGGCGAAGCUGAAGGCUAAACUCGAUCGCCGCACCGAGAGGGACGUCCUGAGACCCACCGCUCCAAUAGUCCUGGAGGAGGCGUCGGCCAGUCAGGCGAGCAAUAAGAAAGACACCCGAAUCGACCUAUCAGGGAAGAACAAGAGCUACGACAUCCGCAUCGAGAACUUUGAUGUUUCCUUCGGAGAAAGGUGUUUGCUGCAGGGGGCGGAGAUCUCUCUGUCUUCGGGCAGGCGCUACGGUCUGAUUGGUCGUAACGGUUUGGGGAAGACGACCCUCCUGAAGAUGUUGGCGAGUCGCAGUCUGCGGGUCCCGCCUCACAUCACCAUCCUGCACGUGGAACAGGAAGUGGCCGGAGACGAGACCAGAGCUCUGCAGAGCGUCCUGGAGAGCGACUCCGUGAGGGAGGGGCUGCUGGCGGAGGAGAGGAACCUCAACGCGCGCAUCGCCACCGGAGCUAUUGACGGGAAUGAGAGCGUCCGGCUGACGGAGAUCUACGCCAAGCUGGAGGAGAUCGAGGCGGACAAAGCCCCGGCCCGAGCGUCCGUCAUCCUGGCCGGACUCGGGUUUUCUUCCAAAAUGCAACAGCAGACCACCAAGGAGUUCUCAGGAGGAUGGAGGAUGAGGCUGGCGUUGGCCAGAGCUCUGUUCGCUAAGCCGGACCUGCUGCUGCUGGAUGAGCCCACCAACAUGCUGGACGUCAGAGCCAUCCUCUGGUUGGAGACCUACCUGCAGACGUGGCAGUCCACCAUCUUGGUGGUUUCUCACGACAGGAACUUCCUGAACGCCGUGGUGACCGACAUCGUGCACCUGCACAACCAGACCCUGGACAGUUACCGUGGCGACUACGAGAACUUCAUCAAGACCAAAGAGGACCGACAGAAGAACGAGAAGCGAGAAUACGAUGCUCAGCUGCAGUACAGACAGCACAUACAGGUGUUCAUCGACAGAUUCCGGUACAACGCUAACAGAGCAGCUCAGGUCCAGAGCAAACUGAAACUACUGGAGAGACUACCUGAGAUGAAGCCGCUUGAAAAAGAGAUUGAGGUCUCCUUAAAGUUCCCAGAUAACUUUGAGAAGUUGUCUCCUCCCAUCCUUCAGUUGGAUGAGCUGGAGUUUUACUACACUCCGGAUCGUCCUCUCUUCUCGGGACUCAACGUGUCGGCCGACCUCGAGUCUCGCAUCUGCAUCGUCGGUGAAAACGGCGCGGGUAAAACCACCGUCCUGAAGCUGCUGAUGGGCGACUUAACGCCGGUCAACGGAAUGAGACAAGCCCACAGGAGCCUGAAGAUCGGUUACUUCAGUCAGCAUCACGUGGACCAGCUGGACAUGAACGUCUGCUCCAUAGAGCUGCUGCUCAACCGCUUCCCCGGUCGGCCGGAGGAGGAGUACCGGCACCAGCUGGGCGGGUACGGGAUCACUGGUGAACUCGCCACGAGGCCGGUGGCCAGUCUGUCGGGGGGGCAAAAGAGUCGCGUGGCCUUCGCUCAGAUGACCAUGCCGUGUCCAAACUUCUACAUCCUGGACGAGCCGACCAAUCAUCUGGACAUGGAGACCAUCGAGGCUCUCGCGAAGUCCCUCAACAAGUUCAGAGGCGGGGUCAUCCUGGUGUCUCACGACGAGCGUCUGAUCCGCAUGGUGUGCAAGGAGCUGUGGGUGUGUGAGCAUGGGAAGGUGGGCCGCAUCGACGGAGGCUUCGACGAGUACCGGGACAUCCUGCACGAGCAGUUCAAGAAGGAGGGUUACCUGUGAGGCCCCGCCCACUUACCUGUGAGGCCCCGCUCAGCGCCUCAACAAGCCCCGCCCCCUCUAACAACAUCCUGUUAUAGCCAAUCAGCAGCCUGGAGGACGUAUUUUUUUUUCUCCUCUGAACUGAUGUGCUGCAGGCCGAUUGGUCGAUUUCCCCUGGUGAUGUCAGUGAACUCUGGAGGAGGCGGAGUCUAUUUAAAGUCCAUCGUCACAUUAAACCUGAUCUUUUUUUUUCUGUAUCAUCGACUCUUUUAAAGGACCCAACGUUAUAUUUACAUUCAGACACAAAACAAAUAAAUCCAUCAGAUCAUGGUC